CUCUCUCUCUCUCUCUUUGUUUAAGCUUUUCAAAUUUGCAGAGUUCGAGAGACGAUCGGCCAUGGCGGUUUCCUCUGCUAAAUGCUUUAUCGUAGCCCGUGUUCCUUCUAAUACUUACUCACCUUCUACUCGAUCUUCGUUUCUUCCUCUAUUCAAGCCUUCCUCCUCUGUUUCCUUAAAGGCUUCGUCUUCUCGAUCUCGAUAUACGGCUCUUGGCGUCAGAAAUGCACUGGAAACCCUAGAAUCUAAGGGGAUCUCCGAGUCCAAAGGUGGAAGCUUGAAAGAUCCGUCGUUGGGAACGAAACCGACUAUCCUUGUCUCCGAGAAGCUCGGAGAUGCCGGAUUGGAGCUACUCCGGAGUUUCGGGAACGUUGAUUGCUCGUAUAAAUUGUCGGCCGAGGAGCUAUGUUCCAAGAUCUCGCUUUGUGAUGCUUUGAUCGUAAGGAGUGGGACUAAAGUGACGAGAGAAGUGUUUGAGGCUGCUAAAGGUAGAUUGAAAGUCGUUGGGAGAGCUGGUGUUGGGAUCGACAACGUGGAUCUGCAGGCGGCUACGGAGUUUGGUUGUCUUGUGGUAAAUGCUCCUACGGCGAACACUGUCGCUGCUGCAGAGCAUGGCAUCGCUCUGCUUUCUGCCAUGGCGAGAAAUGUCGCUCAGUCCGAUGCCUCCAUGAAAGCUGGAAAAUGGGAACGGAACAAGUAUGUUGGUGUAUCUCUGGUUGGAAAGACAUUGGCUGUUAUGGGUUUUGGAAAAGUUGGAUCUGAAGUUGCUAGACGAGCGAAAGGCCUUGGGAUGAAUGUUAUUUCACAUGAUCCAUAUGCCCCGGCAGAUAGAGCCCGUGCUAUUGGCGUGGAUCUGGUAUCUUUUGAUGAAGCUAUUACUACUGCAGAUUUUAUAUCUCUGCAUAUGCCACUCACUCCUACUACUACAAAGCUCUUCAAUGAUGAAAACUUUUCAAAGAUGAAGAAGGGAGUCCGCAUCAUUAAUGUAGCUAGAGGUGGAGUUAUUGAUGAAGAUGCACUUGUGAGAGCACUCGAUAGUGGAGUUGUUGCCCAGGCAGCACUUGAUGUGUUCACAGAGGAGCCCCCUCCCAAAGAUAGCAAGUUGGUGCAACAUGAGAAUGUCACAGUCACACCUCACCUUGGAGCUAGCACAAAAGAAGCUCAGGAAGGGGUAGCCAUUGAAAUAGCUGAGGCUGUAGUUGGAGCAUUGAAAGGGGAACUUUCUGCAACUGCAGUGAAUGCUCCCAUGGUCCCUCCAGAGGUUCUGUCCGAGCUGUCCCCAUAUGUUGUGCUGGCAGAGAAGCUCGGUAGGAUGGCUGUACAGUUAGUCGCAGGAGGUGCUGGCAUCAAAUUUGCCAAAGUGGUAUACAGAUCAGCUCGAGAUCCAGAUGACCUGGACACGAGACUACUUCGAGCAAUGAUCACCAAAGGCAUCAUUGAACCAAUAUCUAGCACUUUUGUCAACCUGGUCAAUGCUGACUUCACGGCCAAGCAAAAGGGCCUCCGGAUCAGUGAAGAGCGGGUGGUGGUUGAUGCAUCCCCUGAUUGCCCUAUUGACUCAAUUGAACUUCAUUUAUCCAAUGUCCAGUCUAAAUUUGCUAGUGCUCUCCUGGAUAAUGGUGAGAUAACAGUAGAGGGGAGGGUGAAGGGAGGAAUACCACACCUGACACGCAUUGGGUCAUUCAGCGUUGAUGUGAGUCUUGAGGGAAACCUCAUACUCUGCAAGCAAGUGGACCAACCUGGCAUGAUUGGACUGGUCGGAAACAUCCUAGGUGAGAAGAAUGUCAAUGUGAACUUCAUGAGUGUAUGUAGAACCGCACCACGGAAGAUGGCCAUCAUGGCAAUAGGUGUAGAUGAGGAACCUGAUAAGGAGACCCUCAAAAAGAUUGGAGAAAUACAUGCCAUUGAAGAGUUUGUUUUCCUCACACUAUAG
Molecule: messenger RNA, 1933 nt
Organism: Telopea speciosissima
Lineage: Eukaryota; Viridiplantae; Streptophyta; Magnoliopsida; Proteales; Proteaceae
Product: D-3-phosphoglycerate dehydrogenase 1, chloroplastic-like
Exons: 5
Coding region: 62-1933 (623 amino acids)
Biological process (GO): L-serine biosynthetic process
Molecular function (GO): phosphoglycerate dehydrogenase activity; NAD binding
Source: RefSeq, a predicted model, not a curated record